Cuscuta europaea is the source of this 1527-nucleotide messenger RNA. NCBI's taxonomy places the organism in Eukaryota, Viridiplantae, Streptophyta, Magnoliopsida, Solanales, Convolvulaceae. The record is from the annotation of a GenBank genome assembly.
CUGACCUGCUACAAUGACCACAGUUAGAGUGACCAAAUUCAAAUUGACUCUGUCUGGAGUGACUAAUGCCACAGUGGCCACCCGAGAAUUACCAAUCCGAGUGACCACCACCAAGCCCGUCCAGUGACUACCGUCUCGCCCUUUCCGGUGACCGCUGCCACUGUCUCAUCCAGUGACUGUCACUACACCCCCUACCCCUCCCUAGCCACCUCUCCGGCCAGCCUCCCCAGCCCCAGGCCACCGCCACUGCCCAUCCCAAUUCCAACGCUGUCACUGCUUUACGCCAUCCAGCCACUGCACGCUACUUUCCCACCCCUGCAUCACACUCCGCAAAUCCAGCCGCCAUAGAUUCGGACCAGCCGCCUCACCGCCAUGAACCCUAGCCAAUAGUGACCAUCCCAGAGGGAAUCGAAUCGAAGAACAGGGGAUGAAAUAGCAGAACAGGGAAUGAAAUCGCAAAGAUUUGUCAGUCGCCAAUGGAUUAGGCGAAAGAGAAUUCCGGAAGAGUUUGUGACAAAAUAUGGAAAGAAAAUGCCAAAGGUGGGAUCUUUUGAGGUUCCUACAGGGGAAGUCUGGGAAAUCGAGCUGGUUCCUUCCCAAGGUCAAGUUUGUCUAGCCAGGGGAUGGAAAGAGUUCACUCGGAAAUACUCAAUAAGAGAGGGCCACUUUCUGGUAUUCAGAUAUGACGGAGAAUCCCACUUUCAUGUCAUCAUAUUUGACAAGAGCGCUACUGAAAUAGAAUACCCGCAAUUCAAAACUCAUGAUGAUGAUGAUGACGACGAUGCCAGAUUCAAAGCCGCCUGCAAUCCCGAGUCUGACUCUGAUGAUGAUGAGAUCUUCCAGGAUGAAAUGGAAACAGAAUGCAGCCUAAACAAGAGAAAGAGGAAAGAAGUGUUUGGAUCUGAAGUUGGUGACAUCAAUGGAUUGAAUUACAGAGUGAAGCUGGAAGAGUCAGUCCACCAUGUACUUGAGAGCUCACCUUCUCUGAAUCCUAAAAACAAGAGUGUUAGAGCAUACCGGAAGUAUAAAUAUAGAUCGGUUAGGAAGGAAAAAAAUGCCGUUGAAAGAGCAAAAUCUUUCCGGUCAAAGAAUCCAUUUUACAUUUCCGUCAUGCACCGGUCUUAUAUUUCCUUCCCAUAUACAUUGAGCAUUCCCUUGUCAUUUGCUAAGAACCUCUCUACUUCAAAGCAUAAUGAUUUAUUGCUAAUUUCGAGUGGGAGAUCAUGGUCCGCCAAAUGCACCAUAGGUAGAUCAAAGUCUGUCAAGAUUACUGGAUGGAGGGACUUUGUGUUAGACAACAAGCUGAAAAUGGGUGAUGUUUGCAUCUUAGAGGUUUUCAAAGGCGGAAGCCCAUUGAGCUUCAAUGUCAUAAUAUUUCGGGCAGAUUGAUGAUGCACAGUCCAGUAAUUUAAAUAAAUAUUGGCGGACUCUUCAGCAAACCUUCUCUUUUCUAGCUGCUGCAGGCAGAAAGAAUUUUUUUCAUACGAGUACACUUUUUUGGAGUUUUAUUCCACUUUUAGUCCUUGG